AUGGAUUCUAGCCAGUGGGAAAGAUCCUUCUGCUCAGCAUGACUAUCAGUGUGGUGGCCAUAGUGCCUUGAAGAUUAGGAGAAGUGGCAAGAGAUUUCAGAGGAGGUGUUACUAAAGCCCUCUUGGUGCAAUUUAAAGAAGCCUCUUACCACUUCAGCAAAACUAAGUUACUACGAUAUCAGUAAUGAAUGUGAUUUAUGUAGGGACCUUUUUGAUAGGGCUGGUAUUUGGGAAACUAACUGACAAUGAUGAUAGCUCUUCCACUGUGUUAGAGAAGCCACAACAUACAAUAGUAAAGGAGUAUUUUAGGGAAGAGUUUGAUGAUGAGGAUGAAUGGCAGAAACGGUGGGUUCAGUCUAAACAUAGAACUGAUUAUGGUAAAUUUCGUAUAUCAGCAGGAAAGUUUUAUGGAGACAGAGAUAAAGAUAAAGGUCUGCAGGCACACCAAGACACUAAGUAUUAUGCGGUGUCAGCAAGGUUCCGGCCCUUCAACAAUGAAGGUCAGACCUUUGUGGUUCAGUAUACAGUAAAAUAUGACCAACAUGUCGAUUGUGGUGGUGCCUAUAUUAAACUUUUUUCUGCAGACCUGAAUCAAGAAGUUAUGAAUGAAGAUUCUCAAUACUAUAUUAUGUUUGGUCCAGAUAUAUGUGGGGAAGACAAAAAGAUAGUGCAGGUUAUCUUCAACUAUAAAGAUGAAUACUACCCUGUCAAAAAAAACAUCACAUGUGAGACCGAUGACUUUACCCAUCUCUACACUCUGAUAGUACGUCCAGAUUUAACAUAUGAAGUGAAGAUUGAUAAUUACGUUGCUGAGGCUGGCCAUCUAGAAGAUGACUGGGAUUUCCUACCUCCAAGGAAGAUAGUAGAUCCUGAUAUGCCAAAACCUGACUACUGGGAUGAAAGGGAGACUAUUGAAGAUCCCAUGGACAAGAAACCAGAUGACUGGGAUCAGCCAGAAAGAAUUCCUGACCCAGAUGUCAAGAAGCCAGAUGACUGGGAUGAAGAAAUGGAUGGGGAGUGGGCACCACCUAUGAUUCCAAACCCUCAGUACAGAGGCAUUUGGAAGCCUCGUAUAAUUAAAAACCCCAGUUAUAGUGGCAUAUGGGUUCAACCAGAAGUUGAUAAUCCAGAAUACACACCAGAUCCUAAUCUUUACAAAUAUUUCAACAUUAGCGUCAUUGGUUUAGAAAUUUUACAGGGAAGGUCUGGCACAAUCUUUGACAAUUUUCUUAUCACAAAUGAUGAAAAAUAUGCUGAAGAUGCUGGAAAUGAAAUGUGGGGUGUCACAUAUGAGAGAGAAUGGAAGAGAAGAGAGCGACAAGAUGUAGUGUAUAAAAAAAUUAAUGAAAAGGAGGAACCAAAAGGAAAAGACGACAAGAAAGAAAAGAAGAAAAAAGAUCCCAACGUUAAAGAUGAGCUCUAAUCAACCAAAAUCUCUUGCAUAGUUACUGUAACUCAUGGUGAAAAUUUUUCAACUUCUAAAUAUUGUAUUUAUUUUCCAAAUAUGUGUUACUGAAACUCUGAAAUGCAGUGGCAAUAAAAAGUCCAGACAACAAUUUCUAUGCUAUUAGGUGUGGGUAGUGGUGGUACAAGUAGUACUUUGGUCUCUUAUUUUACUCUGGAAGGACAUAAGCGUAUGUUGUAUAUACAGAGAGUCAUGCAGUGCAGGGAUAUAGAAAAUAAAGUACCACUGGCUCAGUCAGAAGUCAUACUGCUUAAUAUCUUAACUCAGGAUUGAACUCAGGCUAUAUCAGUUUACCACCUCAUUUGCAGGUGGGCUGCAGUUUGAUCUCUGAAUUCCCAUGAUGCCAGUGGAAGCCAGCUUAUCUAUGUUUUAAACUUCUUUAAAAUUAAGCAAAAUAGACAGAAAAGAAGAAGCCCCGCUCUCAUGAUAAGUCCCUUACACCCCUGCCUUCCCCCAGCAAACAGAUUGAAUUGCUUUGCCUCAUUCCCUCCUUUUGUUUAAGGGUUUGCCCUGACAUCUCUCCACCCUCCUUCCCAAAAUCAGGCAAAUCCUAAAACAAACGGAAUCCAGCCCUGCUCUAAACCAGGAAUGUAGGGUGGGCUCCUUUUUCCCAUUCCUUCAUUCAUACAUUUCCCCUCUCCCAUCCAUGGGAUGCUGUAACUAUAAUGCAGCAUUACUUCUGCAUAAAGAAGAUAGUGAUAUCCAGGAGUUGGAAAAAUUACUCUUACUCGGCUUCCUUAAACCUGUACCUCACCUCUACUUUAUGUGUUUUGGACAGGCUUGGACUUAAACAUGAAGGUCUGCGGUUAUCAGGUAUAGGUUGUGCCUCAAUGACUGUCAUAAAUGUGCAUAGUAAUUCAGACUUACAAUUUACGGAAGAGAAUUCAUAUCCCUUACACACUUGGUGACUCCUGAGCUACUGUGAAUAGAAUGAAUGGAACUAAGUUCACACCACAAAUGCAUGUGGAAGCAUUAUGUAGUCAUAAGAUGCCACACUAAGAGAAGAGACUGUUGCCUGGGUUUCCAACCAGUAUCUUUCUGGUAUGUACAUUUCCACUGCCAAUGCACAGCAUAAAUAGCCAGUGGUGGCAGGUGACUACUGGACCUGGUCUGGUUGCUAGGAGGUCACGGAUAUGGCCACGUUUUUCUCGUUUCUUCCCCAAGCUCCCUUGCAAAGAUACUGUGGACACUUAAGCAUUGCAAUUGUACAAAUACUUAGCAUCUAACUAAACUAAACUGAAAAGUGUCUUACCUUGGUUCACAAGGGGUCCCUGCUAUCACAAUUUCUAGUGUGGAUUCAUGCCACAAUAACCAUACAUUACCAAGAAUUAAGCUGCACUGAAUUCCAUGGGGAUUGCUUGCAAAAUAUGUACAGGAUUGCAGCCUGAAUUGUUUAGUCUUAAAAGUGCCACACAGGUCUGUUAUCAAGGGACUCCAUGCAUUUCUAGCCCUAAGGGGAAAUGUUAUUCCCCUCCCCCAGAUUCCCCCCCCCAGAAUGUAGAUUAUGGUGAAUGGAUAUUAAGUGGACUAGGAUCUGGGACACCAUGGUUGAAAUCAACCACUUGGAUGUGAAACAUGCUAUAAGAUCUUGGGUCAGUCAUUGUUUCCCAGACUAACCUACCUCACAGGGUUGUUGUGAGGAUAACAUUGGGGAAAGGAGACCCAUGAAUGCCACCUUGAGCUUGGAGAAAAGGUGGAAUGGAUGUCAAUACUGCUAGAUAUGGAAUUAUCAAAAUAAAAAGUCACUCUCCA
Messenger RNA from Rhineura floridana, 3217 nucleotides. Its product is annotated as calreticulin-like. The record is from RefSeq and is a predicted model, not a curated record. Bases 185 to 1423 code for a protein of 412 amino acids. Gene Ontology annotation, biological process: protein folding. Gene Ontology annotation, cellular component: endoplasmic reticulum membrane; endoplasmic reticulum. The transcript is spliced from 9 exons. Gene Ontology annotation, molecular function: calcium ion binding. NCBI's taxonomy places the organism in Eukaryota, Metazoa, Chordata, Lepidosauria, Squamata, Rhineuridae.